CCCAACAACGUUUGCUUGGUGAGUGGUUUGGUGGUAGUAUAACUACACGUCUACUCCUACCGCUCUUACAAACCCUAAACAAAAUCCCAAAUACAGUAAUAAUAAUCUGUAACAAAGUUGAAUACAAUUGCUUGAGUAAGAAAAAAAAAACAAUUCAUGUCAUAAACAGAGUUGAGUAAUGGCAGAAAAAGAAAAUUUGCCCAAAGUGAAGUCAAUAUUUGUGUAUCCAAUAAAAUCCUGCAGGGGUAUCUCUCUUUCACAUGCACCUCUUGCUUCCACUGGGUUUAGAUGGGAUAGGCAAUGGCUUGUUGUGAAUUCCAAAGGCAGAGCUUGUACUCAAAGAGUGGAUCCUAAGUUAGCUUUGGUCGAAGUAGAGCUACCGAAUGAUGCAUUUUUAGUUGGUUGGAAGCCAAACAAGAGCUCUUACCUAGUCAUAAGAGCACCUGGGAUGGAUGAGCUAAAGGUCUCAUUGUGUAGACCACCUCAAACAUGUGAUGGCGUCUCAGUUUGGGAAUGGUCAGGAUCUGCUUUGGAUGAGGGUGAGGAUGCAUCCAAAUGGUUCACCAAUUAUCUUGGCAAGCCAAGUCGCCUAGUUCGUUUUAAUGAAGAGUCGGAGAUGAGGCCAGUGGACCCCACUUAUGCACCAGGAUUCAGAGUUUUGUUUUCCGAUGGAUAUCCAUUCCUUUUAGUGUCCCAGGAAUCUCUAGAUUCGUUGAAUGAGCUUCUCGAGGAACCUGUACCAAUAAACCGGUUUAGACCAAACAUACUGGUUGAGGGUUGUGAACCAUUUUCCGAGGACCUAUGGAAGGAGGUAAAAAUAGAAAAUUUAACAUUCCAUGGCGUCAAGCUUUGCGCUCGUUGUAAGAUACCUACAAUUAAUCAGGAAAAUGCAGUUUCAGCUUCUGAGCCAACUAAGACUCUAAUGAAGUUUCGGUCAGGAAAAAUGUUGCAUCCAAGCCGAAAGGGGCAAGGGCAGGUGUACUUUGGACAAAAUAUGAUAUGCCAUGAUUUACAUGUAGGAAAUGAAAAGAUAAUCAAACUCGGAGAUUCCUUGUGUGUUAUCAAAAUGUUCGCUUCGUAUGAUGAUACAUUAACCUAAACUCUAUGAGUUAUCGAUUACGAUACUAGUGGAGGAGAUUAAAGGUAUAAAACUUGUAGAUCUUCUGAUGCUAUCAAGAUGUUGUCAAUGUAUGAUGAUACACCAACAUAUUUGUGAGUUACUGUUAAGAAUUUCAUAUACUAAUCAAACUUGGAAGUCAUGUGUAUGUUAAUAAGAUGUUCUCAUUUUAUGAUGAUACAUCAACUUAUACU
Erigeron canadensis is the source of this 1311-nucleotide messenger RNA. Its product is annotated as mitochondrial amidoxime reducing component 2-like. The transcript is spliced from 8 exons. The record is from RefSeq and is a predicted model, not a curated record. Lineage: Eukaryota; Viridiplantae; Streptophyta; Magnoliopsida; Asterales; Asteraceae. The coding region runs from base 179 to 1099 and encodes 306 amino acids. Gene Ontology annotation, molecular function: catalytic activity; molybdenum ion binding; pyridoxal phosphate binding.